CAGGGUCCAUAUUGAUGCAAUUGGGAUUAGACAGGAAGUAAGACAAGAAGAUUUUGAAAAAUAGCCUUUAUUUGAGAAACGGAAGUGGAGGGUGGCUAGAAUUGAAAGCAGCGAGUCUCGUCUGGUCGUCGACUUCAUAAUCGCCACGUAGUCUUCACAGUCGCAACCACGUUUGAUGGCGUCAGUGCGUCACCUUCUUCUGUCGCUGCUCCGUCACCACAUGGUGCGGCGUUCGGCGACAAAUUCGUCUUUCAAACACCCAUGGGGUCAUGUUUCUCACUAUCAUUAUCAUUAUUGCAUACAACUCAACAUCAGAUCCACACCUGUAAACUUUUUUUUAAAUAUGUACAAAGAGAAGGUAACAAACAAUCCCACAACUUCUGAAGAAAAGACUCGUCAGCAGCAGCAGUGCACACCAGCUGUUUGAUAAUAUGACUCAACGACUUAUUUUAAGUAUAUAGUGCCUCCAAAUUACCCAUUUCAUUUUCCAAUGUAUGGUCUAAAUAUGUUUAUAUAUGCCAUAAAUUGAGGAAAAAGUUUCAAUCUUUAAUCUCUUUUGUUAACAAGUUGCACUUUUUUUGUUGAAAUUAAGCCCGGUUGCUUAUGCUAAUGGAAACAAGAUAGAGAUAGUGGCAAAACAUCUAUAAAAGUAGAUGUGGAAGUAACAUGAACCCAACCAUGGCUCGAUAUGGUGCUGAUGCUAGGCUUUCAGCAGAGUUUGAACAGUCUGUUGAAUCUGGUAAAUCUUUUAACUACUCAAAUUCGAUUACGCAUGAGCCAGAAGCUGUAGCUGACCACCAAAUGGCUGCUUAUUUAUCCAAAAUUCAAAGAGGUGGUUUUGUUCAACCUUUUGGUUGUAUGAUUGCAGUUGAAGAGCCCACUUUUAGCAUCGUAAGUUUUAGCGAAAACUGUUUUAGUAUGUUGAGUUUGAAUCUAGACAAUCCUGAGAAGAAAACUCUCCUUGGAGUUGAUGCUAGAACACUUUUCACCUCUACUUCCAGGGAUUCAUUAGAAAGGGCAGUAGCUUCUGGAGAAAUCAAGUUGUUCAACCCUAUUUUGGUUCACUGUGUAACUACACGUAAACCGUUUUAUGCAAUUCUCCAUAGGAUUGAUGUGGCCGUUGUGAUUGAUUUAGAGCCGGCUAACGAUAGUGACCCCGCAGUAUUCUUUGCUGGUGCGGUUCAGUCACAAAAACUUGUUGUUAGAGCGAUUUCUAAGCUGAAUUCCCUCCCUGGUGGAGAUAUCGGUGCUAUGUGUGAUACCCUUGUUGAAGAAGUACAAAAGCUUACAGGUUAUGAUCGGGUUAUGGUUUAUAAAUUCCAUGACGAUGAACAUGGUGAAGUUAUUUCAGAAGUUAAAAGAACUGAUUUAGAAUCGUAUUUAGGGAUGCAUUAUCCCGCAGCAGAUAUCCCACAAGCUGCUCGAUUCCUGUUUAAACAAAAUCGCGUGAGAAUAAUCGUUGAUUCUCAAGCAAAAUCAGUCCCCGUUAUUCGAAAUCAAGAACUAAAGCAACCAAUUUGUUUGGUCAAAUCUACCCUUCGGGCCCCACAUGGCUGCCAUGCAGUUUACAUGGAUAACAUGAAUUCUGUUGCAUCUUUAGUGAUGGCAAUUCUCGUACACGACAACGAAUCCACGAAAUUAUGGGGUUUGGUGGCAUGCCAUCAUGCAACACAGCGUUAUAUCCCGUUCCCACUUCGUUACGCUUGUGAAUUUUUAAUGCAAUCAAUGGGUUUGCAGCUCUACAUGGAGCUUCAGUUAGCCGAACAAAUAGCAGAGAAAAAGAUCCUCCGUAUGCAGACCACCUUAUGUGACAUGCUACUGCGAGAGGACCCUUUUCGGUUAAUAACUCAUUCUCCAAGUAUCAUGGAUUUAGUCAAAUGCGAUGGAGCAGCUUUAUACUAUGAUAACGAAGUUUGGUUAACGGGUGUAACUCCGAAUGAAUCACAAGUUACAGAUAUCGUUAAAUGGUUGUGUAGUGAACAUAAGGAUUCUACAGGGUUCAUUACAGAAAGUUUGUUACAUGCGGGUUAUCCUGGUGCAUCUUUGUUUGGUGAUACAGUUUGUGGUAUGGCUGCUGCAAGAAUUACUUUAAACGAUUUCGUGUUUUGGUUCAGAUCACAAACUGAGAGACAGAUUAAGUGGGCAGGUGCUAAACAUCAUCCUGAAGAUAAAGAUUUGAAUAUAAUGCAUCCAAGAUCUUCGUUUAAGGCGUUUCUUGAAAUUGUAAAAUUUAGAAGUUUACCUUGGGAAGAUUCUGAGAUCAAUGUGAUUCAUUCUUUGCAGUUGAUAAUGAGAACAUCAGCUCAAAAUGUUGCGGAUAACAGUGGUGGUGGUCAAAGAGUGAUGAAUUAUAGUCAACGAAGUGAGAGCGAUGCUCAACGGGUGGCUGAAAUUAGUUCGGCUGCAUGUGAAUUGGCGAGAUUGGUUGAAACAGCAUCUGUUCCUAUUUUUGGUGUUGAUGUGUGUGGUUUGAUAAACGGGUGGAAUGGGAAAAUCGCAGAGUUGACUGGAGUCAAAGCUAGUGAAGCUAUCGGAAAGUCUUUGAUUGAUGAAUUCGUUCAUGAAACAUCACAUGGAGUUGUUGAAGAUCUUCUCUGUAGAGCUUUGCAAGGUAAAGAAGAAAAAAACAUCGAACUGAAACUACGAAAAGUUGGCAUGCAACAGCAAAACAAACCUAUUUUAUACAUUAUGGCGAAUACAUGCACAAGCAGAGACUACAUGAACAAUAUUGUCGGUGUAUCCUUUGUGGGUCAAGAUGUCACAGACAAGAAAACUAUCAUGGACCGAUUUAUACGCAUGGAAGGCGAUUAUAACUCGAUUAUUCGAACCUUAAAUCCGUUAAUUCCUCCUUUAUUUGCUUCAAAUGAAAACGCUUGUUGUUCUGAAUGGAAUGCAGCCAUGGAAGAACUUACGGGUCGUAUGAAACAUGAAGUUUUCGGAAAAGUUCUUCCUGGUGAAGUUUUUGGAGGUUUAUGUUCACUUAAAGAUGAAGAUACACUGACCAAAUUCAUGAUCACGUUAUAUACAGCAAUCAACGGUCACGAUUCAUCAGAUUUACCGUUUGGGUUGUUUGGAAAAGAUGGAAAUCUUGUAGAGGGUCAUUUGACAACAAACACGAGAGUUGGUGAGGACGGAAAAGUGGUUGGGUGUUUUUGUUUUUUGAGUGUGCGAAUGCCUUUAGAAGACGGUAAAAAUGAGCAAGAAUCUGUGUUCAAACGUGAUGAUUUAGCGUAUAUUAAGCGAGAAAUUAAGAACCCUUUAAACGGGCUUCUUUUUACUCGCGAGCUUCUGCAAAAGUCAGCUAUUUCAGAUAAUCAGAAGCAGUAUCUUGAGACAAGUGUUGCCUGUGAAAGACAAAUUGCAUCGAUUGUUGAGAAUCUGGAUAUAAAAAGUAUCGAAGAAGGCAAUGUGGAACUGAACUCGGACCAAUUUUUCAUGGAGAAUCUUUUAGAUGCUAUUGUGAGCCAAGUAAUGAUCGUUCUGGACGAAAAGAAUAUUCCAUUGGUUCAUGAAAUACCUAAUCAAGUCAAAAUGCUUGAUCUUAUCGGCGAUCAAAUAAGGCUUCAGAUAAUCUUAUCGGAUUUCUUGAUCAGUGCUGCAAACCAUGCACCGUCACCCGAUGGUUGGGUGGAAAUCAAAGUGUCCCCCGGGCUCAGGAUGAAACAAGAUGGACAUGAAUACAUUCAUCUACAGUUCAGAAUGACUCAUCCGGGCACAGGGUUACCUGCAGAUAUUAUCAGAGACAUGUAUGAAGAAGGAAAAAACCAGGGUACCCAAGAGGGACUUGCUCUCAAUCUUUCUAGAAAACUUCUUAAUGUUAUGAAAGGUCAUGUGCAUUAUGUUAGAGAUGACAACAAGUGUUGUUUUCUCAUUGACAUAGAGCUUAAAAUCAGAAAAUAAAGGUUUGAAAACAACAAUGUUAAUGAGUUCAAUUGCCUUAUGUGAAAUUUUGGGUGUUUGAAUGUGAAUAUAUAAAGGCUUUUUAGUUUUCA
Messenger RNA from Helianthus annuus (common sunflower), 3992 nucleotides. Its product is annotated as phytochrome E. Bases 667 to 3900 code for a protein of 1077 amino acids. The record is from RefSeq and is a predicted model, not a curated record. Lineage: Eukaryota; Viridiplantae; Streptophyta; Magnoliopsida; Asterales; Asteraceae. The transcript has 4 exons. Gene Ontology annotation, biological process: signal transduction; regulation of DNA-templated transcription; detection of visible light. Gene Ontology annotation, molecular function: protein binding; phosphorelay sensor kinase activity.